Python bivittatus (Burmese python) is the source of this 1377-nucleotide messenger RNA. It is a transcript of the gene UBAP1L, whose product is annotated as ubiquitin associated protein 1 like. The record is from RefSeq and is a predicted model, not a curated record. NCBI's taxonomy places the organism in Eukaryota, Metazoa, Chordata, Lepidosauria, Squamata, Pythonidae. Gene Ontology annotation, cellular component: ESCRT I complex. Gene Ontology annotation, molecular function: ubiquitin binding. Gene Ontology annotation, biological process: ubiquitin-dependent protein catabolic process via the multivesicular body sorting pathway.
AUGAGUUGCUUGGAAGACGUGCCUUUCAGAAUGACCAUAAGCUUUGUGGAAGAUCUUGUGGGAGAAGACCACUUUGCCCACCAUCCUGAGACUGAGCUGCCCAAGUGUGCAGAGGUCCUGACAUGCACAAUGCAUGAUUUUUCACUAGAGAAAAAGGUCCUCUACUGGAUAGACUCUGCCUCACGACAAGACAUUCCCUGGUUUAGUGUGACUGCUGACAUGUACCCCACAGCUCCUCCUUGUUGGCUUCUGUUGGUGGACUCUAAAGAAAACAUGGCUGGCAGCCACGAGGCAACAGGUUGCAAAGCCAAGGAUACAACACCUGUCCGAAGAUGUAUGAGUCUGGGCACCACAUCUGAGAAGCUCAACUGCACUGGGAGCAGAGGGAAGUUGACAAAAAGGGGGAAUGUGGACCAGUGCCUUGAGGAGCAGGAAUGUUCAGAAGGCAAGGAAUAUUCCUCAGCCACCCCUGUAGAACAUGAUAGUGAAGCACCUUUAGCCAUCACCAAACGAAUGCCCAGCACUCUACCUCACUUUUUAAGUCUUCCCCAAAGCAGACCGAAGACUUCACCAGGGGACCUAUCUGCUGUGUCAGAAAGCAGUUGCCCAAAGUUACCUUUGGGCAAGCCGAAGCAACCAGCAUUUUUUUUAAACAACAUGAAGAAUGAGUUGGAAGCAGCCAAGAAGAAGUUGAUGGCUGUCAUGCAUCCCUUAAACCAAACCUCGACAGAAUCUGUCUUGAUUUCUAAGGCUUUCUCUCUCCACCAGCACUCCAGAAGCAGCAGGAACUUGAGAUAUGGACCCACUUCUCGUGCUCCCUUAGCAGGAACUUUAACCCCCACCCCACCACCUCCUUCUUGCUGUAAGCCAAGACUGCUUCAUGCAGCAGAACUCAUCCGUCCCAUCCAACAGCAUAAGCCUACCUUGGCAUCUCUCAGCCCAUAUUCCUGCCUCCCACCCCCUCCGUGGGCCCAGCGACCUCUUAGUCCCCACAGAGCUCAUCCGGACUCUACAGCUGAUCUGCUCUCGGUGCUCAGCCAAGAGGAGCGUGACCUCAUCGAGCCAGUUUUAGCCUUGGGUUAUCCAAUACGGCGAGCAAUCCUUGCUCUGCAGAAGACCGGGAGACAAAGCUUAGGACAGUUUCUCAGUUAUCUCAGUGCCUGUGAUAAACUUCUGAAACAGGGAUAUGAAGAGGCACAGGUUGUGGAAGCGAUGGAAAUGUUCCAGAACUCAGAGAAAAAGGCAGCAGAAUUCCUUCGCCUCUUAGCACAGUUCAACGAUAUGGGUUUCCAACAAGCGGACAUCAAAGAGGUCCUCCUGUUGUGUGAAAACCACCGAGAUCAGGCACUCGAGGAGCUCAUGACACGAAGCCAAUGA